Messenger RNA from Caenorhabditis briggsae, 330 nucleotides. The record is from RefSeq and is a predicted model, not a curated record. The transcript has 2 exons. Lineage: Eukaryota; Metazoa; Nematoda; Chromadorea; Rhabditida; Rhabditidae. The coding region runs from base 1 to 330 and encodes 109 amino acids.
AUGCAUUUCCAUCUCUCAUCACUAGUUAUUUUAAUUUUUAUUUUGAGCCUUGUUUCCUCGCACUCGUCUGAAUCUCACGAACACGAACACUACCAUCGUCAUGGACCCAGAUUCGGUUACCAACCGUCUCAUUUUCGUAACGGGUAUCAUGGAGGACAUGACGAAUAUCACGGAGAUCAUCACGGAUACAAUGGGCAAUAUCCAGGUGGAUAUCACGGAGGACAUGAUGUAAAUCCCGAAUACAAUAGACAUCAUUCAGGAUAUAGCGAGAACCCAUAUAACCCAAAUUAUCAACAGAAUCAGUGGGGAAAUCAUGGAGGAUGGAAUUGA